AUGGCACCAGGUUCGACGCCGAGGGCGUCUUCAGCCGGAUUUGUAAGUCGGCAUGCUUUCUUUGCUGCCCCUCAUCGGCCGGCGGCGGUCCUACUCACAAUAGCACAACCACAGUUCAACGAUGGACGCGAAGAAGCCCUGCACUCCUAUAUCUUCGCAAGACCCGAUGUCGAGAGUAAGCUCCGCAACAGCCCGCAGGCGAUCAUCCAAGCCAUCGAAGAAUUCACCCAAAAACAGCGCAUGAUCAUUUACUCGGCGGUCAAGAUCGAGAAAUCACGAAGUCUCCUCGCGUCGAUGCCAUCGCCGCCGAAAACCCUCCUCGAGGCUGGUACGUACAUCGGCAACUCGGCGAUCGCGUGGGGCGACAUCCUGCGUUCUCUCAACGGCGGCAGCGCCGAGGGCGUCAAGGUCUACACCUUCGAGCUCGACGAAAACUUUGUCAAGAUCGCCCGUGACCUUGUGCAAUUGGCGGGCCUUCAGGAUAUCGUGACCGUCAUGCAAGGUAAAUCGACGGACUUGAUCCGGAAACUUCAAGAGGAGUCGGCCAUUGCGCAGGUCGAUGUCUUGUUCCUCGAUCACUGGGAGGAGGCAUACUUGCCGGAUCUACAGCUUUGUGAGGAGCUGGCCCUGUUUCGCAAGGGUUCGGUCGUGCUUGCUGACAAUACGGAUUAUCCUGGGGCGCCACAGUAUCUGGCCUAUGUCAAGGCUGGCGGACAGGGUGGGGAGGGGCAUGUCAAGUAUGAGAGUGUUAGUCACGACACGAAAUCGAAGAAAGGAGUACCAGUGAGUCAAGAGUUCUCUUUCUCGGUCCAGAUGGAAGCAUGGAGCUGA
Molecule: messenger RNA, 831 nt
Organism: Exophiala bonariae
Lineage: Eukaryota; Fungi; Ascomycota; Eurotiomycetes; Chaetothyriales; Herpotrichiellaceae
Exons: 1
Coding region: 1-831 (276 amino acids)
Molecular function (GO): O-methyltransferase activity
Source: RefSeq, a predicted model, not a curated record